Petromyzon marinus (sea lamprey) is the source of this 3922-nucleotide messenger RNA. RefSeq names its product AFG3 like matrix AAA peptidase subunit 2 (gene AFG3L2). Gene Ontology annotation, molecular function: metalloendopeptidase activity; ATP hydrolysis activity; ATP-dependent peptidase activity. NCBI's taxonomy places the organism in Eukaryota, Metazoa, Chordata, Hyperoartia, Petromyzontiformes, Petromyzontidae. Gene Ontology annotation, cellular component: membrane; m-AAA complex. The record is from RefSeq and is a predicted model, not a curated record. Gene Ontology annotation, biological process: mitochondrial protein processing.
ACGCAAGACACGCGGACAGUGCAGACAGUGCGGUCAGUCAGGGAGAGAGAGAGCGCGAGAGGAGGCCGCAGGCCCGACACGGACCCCCGAGACCCCGACACGGACCCCCGAGACCCCGACACGGACCCACAGAGACCCCGACAGACGCUAACGCCGAGGCCCCAGGACGGACGCCUUUAGAGACCCCUUGAAGACCCCGCUUGGCCUGGCGGCUCGCCCCCGGCUGCCAUGGUUCGGCCCUGCGGCUCCGUGGCCGGGAUUUGCCGCCUCCUGCGCGGAGGAGCGGGGCGAGGGAUCGGGACCCCAGGGCCCCUGAGAGAGUUCUGCACUGCGGGGCCCCCCGGGGUGCGCUCCCCCACCGCGGCGGCUGCCGCGUCGCGCCUCUGCAGCUCCGUGCUAGAGUCGUACGAGCGCUUCUGCUCCCGUCCCCCCAAAGGGUUCGAAAAAUACUUCCCGGGGGGAAACAAACCCGACGGCAAGACCAACGCACCGGCCAGCAAGCCCGAGGCGGAGAACAGUGCCGGGGCGGCACGGAGAACCAAGAGCAGCAGCGGAGGUGAUGGGGGCGGCAGCGGCGGCGGUGGGAACGGUGACGGGGGCGCCGGAGGAGGAAGAAAGGGUGGAGGUCGCAAGGACGACUCGUGGUACUCCAGGGUGCAGAAGGGCGAGUUCCCGUGGGACGACAAGGAGUUCCGCUCAUACCUGUUCCUGACCGCGGCGGCAUGGGCCGGCGGCAUCUACUACUUCUUCCUACGCGACGUCUACCGCGAGAUCAGCUGGAAGGAGUUCCUCAACCUCUACCUCGCCAAAGGCGCCGUCGAGCGGCUGGAGGUAGUGAAUAAGCACUACGUGAGAGUCGUCCUCCACCCCGACCAGGCUAGUCUUGAUGGGGCCCAGCUGUGGUUCACCAUCGGCAGUGUGGACACGUUUGAGCGGAACCUGGAGACGGUGCAGCAGGAGAUGGGGCUGGAGCCCGAGCAACGCGCGUCGGUCAUCUACACCACGCAGUCCGACGGCUCGUUCCUGCUCAGCAUGCUGCCCACGGUCCUCAUCAUCGGGCUGCUUCUCUUCUCCAUGCGCCGGGGCCCCAUGGGCGCGCGGCGUGGGGGCCGUGGCAUGGGCGGCCUCUUCAGCGUGGGGGAGACCACGGCCAAGGUGAUGCGCGACGAGAUUGACGUGACCUUCAAGGACGUGGCCGGGUGCGAGGAGGCGAAGGUGGAGAUCAUGGAGUUCGUCAACUUCCUGCGCCACCCCAAGCAGUACCAGGACCUGGGCGCCAAGAUCCCCAAGGGAGCGAUCCUGACGGGUCCGCCCGGCACUGGGAAGACGCUGCUGGCCAAGGCCACGGCGGGGGAGGCGAACGUCCCCUUCAUCACCGUCAACGGCUCCGAGUUCCUCGAGAUGUUCGUGGGGGUCGGCCCCGCCAGGGUGCGUGAUAUGUUCCAGCUGGCGCGGAAGAAUGCUCCGUGCAUCCUCUUUAUCGACGAGAUCGACGCGGUCGGGCGCAAGCGCGGCCGCGGGAACUUUGGGGGCCAGAGCGAGCAGGAGAACACGCUCAACCAGCUGCUCGUGGAAAUGGACGGCUUCAACACGACCACCAACGUGGUGGUGUUGGCUGGGACGAACCGCCCCGACAUCCUCGACCCCGCGCUGCUGCGGCCUGGACGCUUCGACCGGCAAAUCUUUGUCGGGGCCCCGGAUAUCAAAGGCCGCGCCUCCAUCUUCAAGGUCCACCUGAAGCCGCUCAAGACAGAGCUGGCGCUCGACAAGGCCGCCAUCUCCCGCAAGCUCGCCGCCCUCACGCCCGGCUUUACAGGUGCGGACAUUGCGAAUGUGUGUAACGAGGCGGCGCUCAUUGCGGCACGGCACCUGAACGAGGCGAUCAGCGAGAAGCACUUUGAGCAGGCCAUUGAGCGGGUCAUCGGAGGGUUGGAGAAGAAGACACAGGUGCUGCAGCCGGAGGAGAAGCGCACGGUGGCAUACCACGAGAGCGGCCACGCCGUCGCCGGGUGGUACCUGGAACACGCCGACCCCCUCCUCAAGGUGUCCAUCAUCCCGCGGGGCAAGGGCUUGGGCUACGCCCAGUACCUGCCCAAGGAGCAGUACCUGUACUCGCAGGAGCAGCUCUUUGACCGCAUGUGCAUGACGCUGGGCGGCCGAGUGGCCGAGCAGCUCUUCUUUGGCCGAAUCACGACGGGAGCGCAGGACGACCUCCGCAAGGUUACGCAGAGCGCCUACGCGCAGAUCGUGCAGUUCGGGAUGAACGAGAAAGUGGGGCAGGUGUCGUUCAAGAUGCCACGGGAAGACGACAUGCUGAUGGAGAAGCCGUACAGCGAGGCGACGGCGCGGCUCAUCGACUCGGAGGUCCGAGAGCUCAUCAACAAGGCGUACGUGCACACCAUGGAGCUGCUCACCAGCAAGAAGGACGACAUCGAGAAGAUCGCCCAGCGGCUCCUGGAGAAGGAGGUGCUGAACAAGGCGGACAUGGUGGAGCUGUUGGGCCCUCGCCCGUUCGCUGAGAAGUCGACGUACGAGGAGUUUGUGGAGGGGACGGGCAGCCUAGAGGAGGACACCUCGCUGCCCGAGGGCCUCCGGGACUGGAACCGCGACCGGCAGCCGCCAGCGGAGGGCGCGGCCGGAGAGACGGGGGGCGGCACGGACGGCGACGGGAAGCUGGUGCCGCCGCCUGUGUGUUUGGGGGGUGGGGAGGGGGGCGUGCGAUGGGUGCAGGUAACCACCCACCUCCCCCACCGUGGGGAACGUGGGGGGGGGGGCGGUGUUUUAGGUGCACUCUUGCCACCCAUGUGUGUGUGUGAGUCCUGGGUGUGAGUGCACGUGUUUGUGAAUGGGUGCGAGUGUGCAAUUAGGUAUGGGUGUGUGCGAUUUGAGUCAGUAUGUGUGUGCAAGUGCACGUGUGUGAAUGUGUGUGUGGGGGUAAUGUUAUGUGUGCAUGUGAAUAGGAACUUGCUAACAGCACUUGCCCCAAGUGCAGUCUGCCAAAGACUACAUAGGGGGGUCUGUAUGUGUGUGAGCAUCUUUGUGGUUUGUGUGGAUCUGUGAGUGUGAUGGUCAUCUUGUGUCGGUGCAGUGUAAUCAACCAUGCCCCCCCCCCCCCCACAACCUGAGCGUGUGCGGUUGUGAGUGACCUUGGGGAGCGGUAGUAUUACGGACAGCGCGCUGCGCUACGAAUCCGACGAUGCGAGUUCGAUUCCCGCUCGUGGCACACACCGGUGACGAUUAUCUGAACCGCGCCUCUGCUAGGUCGACUCAGCCUCAAAUGAGUCCCUGGUGAGAUGUGUAAAACAUCUCCACAAGGAAGACAAAGGUGGCCGGGCGUGGUGCCUGCCACCCACCCCCUUUGUGUGCCAUGCCGGCCUUCAUAGGUCCUCGCCAACAGUACUUGCCCCAGCAGUCUGUUAAGGCUUUAUGGGGGAUCUUUGUGUGACUGAACGAAUUGGCACACACUUGGGUUUGAAUGUACGGGACGAUAAUUUCACUCCGAGUGGCAGCUCACGGAACCCACGUCUGUCACGGUUAUCGAGCACUCUCUGCUCCUUUUGGCUUUGUUCUAAAUUCACUCGGAGUCACUCUUAGGCUGGGGCCGCCUUACCCGACCGGCCAAUCACCGGACGUCUUCCUAGGCGAUCCGAUCGUUUCCCUCGUCACUGGCUCACCCGUGGCGUUCUACAGCCCAGAGAAGUUAACGUUUUGUGUAGAGUUUUAUCAGGGGAAUAUUUACUAAUGGCGUUCUAUCGUAGCGGCGGUCGCCACUGAGUUCACGCUGUGUGUAUAUACGGGGAGCGGCGUUGUGUCUGCGUUGUGUGUCUGCGUUCUGCGUUACAUGCCGCCGUCACACACCCACGCACGCACCUAGCAGUGUCGCCGUUGAUUUUUGCGCAAAUAAACAAACUUGAGAAAUCGC